AUGGGCAACGAAGAGACAAAAGAGACUGGGAAGAAGACGAUGAAGAGUUUUGGAAGCAUAAGAUCGAUAUUCAUGCACGCGGACGGUGUAGACUGGGUGCUAAUGGGAUUAGGGUUAAUCGGAGCAGUCGGUGAUGGCUUCACAACUCCUCUUGUUCUUCUCAUCACAAGCAAGCUCAUGAACGACCUUGGUGGUCCUUCUUUCAACACUGAAACCUUCAUGCAAAGCAUCUCCAAGAACUCUGUAGCUUUGCUUUAUGUGGCUUGUGGUUCUUGGGUUGUCUGCUUCCUUGAAGGGUAUUGUUGGACAAGAACAGGGGAGAGACAAACAGCAAGAAUGAGAGAAAAGUAUUUAAGAGCAGUGUUAAGACAAGAUGUGGGGUACUUUGAUCUUCAUGUUACAAGCACUUCUGAUGUUAUCACUAGUGUCUCUAGUGACAGCUUCGUCAUCCAAGACGUGCUCAGUGAAAAGUUACCUAAUUUUUUGAUGAGCGCAUCAACAUUCGUUGGAAGCUACAUAGUCGGAUUUAUUUUGCUAUGGAGACUCGCUAUAGUUGGCUUACCAUUCAUUGUCCUAUUAGUGAUUCCUGGCCUUAUGUACGGACGAGCCCUCAUGAGCAUUUCGAGGAAGAUACGUGAAGAGUACAAUGAAGCUGGUUUUGUAGCUGAGCAGGCGAUUUCUUCGGUGAGAACCGUCUAUGCGUUUUCGGGUGAGAAGAAGACCAUAUCAAAGUUCUCAACCGCGCUUCAAGGGUCUGUGAAGCUAGGGAUUAGACAAGGUCUUGCUAAGGGAAUCACCAUUGGAAGCAAUGGAAUCACUUUCGCCAUGUGGGGGUUCAUGUCUUGGUAUGGAAGCCGGAUGGUCAUGUACCAUGGUGCUGAAGGUGGUACCGUCUUUGCAGUUGCCGCCUCUGUUGCAAUCGGCGGCGUAUCACUUGGAGCUGGUUUGUCUAAUGUCAAGUACUUCUUUGAGGCGUCUUCAGUUGGGGAACGAAUCAUGGAAGUGAUAAACAGAGUUCCCAAGAUUGACUCCAACAAUCCGGACGGGCACAAACUGGAGAAAACUAGAGGAGAAGUAGAGUUUAAGAACGUAAAGUUUACCUAUCCAUCAAGACCCGAAACAUCUAUAUUCAACGAUUUUUGUCUAAGAGUUCCUUCUGGAAAAACCGUGGCUUUAGUAGGAGGAAGUGGGUCAGGAAAAUCAACCGUCAUAUCGCUAUUGCAAAGGUUUUAUGAUCCAGUUGCAGGAGAGAUUCUCAUAGAUGGUGUAUCCAUUGACAAGCUGCAAGUGAAGUGGUUGAGGUCUCAAAUGGGUCUAGUUAGCCAAGAGCCAGCACUUUUCGCCACAUCAAUAAAAGAGAACAUAUUGUUUGGUAAAGAAGAUGCAUCCAUGGAUGAUGUUGUUGAAGCUGCCAAAGCCUCUAAUGCUCAUAACUUCAUUUCUCAGUUACCUAAUGGCUACGAAACUCAGGUUGGAGAAAGAGGAGUGCAAAUGUCAGGAGGCCAAAAGCAGAGGAUAGCAAUCGCACGUGCCAUAAUCAAAUCGCCGGUGAUACUUCUUUUAGACGAGGCAACAAGCGCAUUGGACUCUGAAUCCGAAAGAGUAGUCCAAGAAGCACUAGAAAACGCCUCCAUCGGUCGAACAACUAUUCUUAUCGCUCACCGUCUCUCUACCAUUCGUAACGCUGACGUUAUCUCUGUGGUCAUGAACGGCCAUGUAGUGGAAACCGGGUCACACGACGAGCUAAUGGAAAACUUAGAUGGUCAAUACACUUCACUAGUCCGCUUACAACAGAUUGAAAAACAAGACUCGGAUGUGAACAUCAGCUCCAACAUACAAAUGGGUCCAAUCUUGGAUCCUAGCAAAGAUUUGAGAAGUAUUUCAAGAGUCUCGACUCUAAGCAGAACAAGCUCUGCUAACUCGUUUACAGUCUCAAGCACCAUGAAGAAUCUUUCUCAAGAUGAUAAGCCUCCUUUACCCUCGUUUAAGAGACUCUUGGCAAUGAACUUACCGGAAUGGAAACAAGCCUUGUACGGCUGCAUAAGCGCGACCUUGUUCGGUGCCAUACAGCCAGCUUACGCGUAUGCUUUGGGAUCGAUGGUAUCGGUUUAUUUUCUGACGAGCCACGACGAGAUCAAGGAGAAAACAAUGAUCUACGCGUUAUCUUUCGUCGGUCUAGCCGUUCUUUCUUUCCUGAUCAACAUCAGUCAACACUACAACUUCGCAUACAUGGGUGAGUAUUUGACUAAGCGUAUCCGAGAACGGAUGCUCUCUAAAGUCCUAACGUUCGAAGUCGGUUGGUUCGAUCGAGACGAGAACUCGAGCGGUGCUAUUUGCUCUAGACUCGCAAAAGAUGCUAAUGUGGUGAGAUCGUUGGUAGGUGAUCGGAUGGCGUUAUUGGUACAGACCAUAUCGGCUGUGACCAUAGCAUGCACGAUGGGUUUAGUGAUCGCGUGGAGACUAGCACUCGUGAUGAUCGCGGUGCAGCCGGUGAUCAUCGUCUGCUUCUACACACGCCGUGUCCUACUCAAGAGCAUGUCCAAGAAAGCAAUCAAGGCGCAAGACGAGAGUAGCAAGCUAGCAGCAGAAGCCGUCUCCAACGUCCGAACCAUCACGGCCUUCUCGUCGCAAGAACGUAUCAUGAAAAUGCUCGACAAGGCGCAAGAAACGCCGAGGAGAGAGAGCAUACGCCAGUCGUGGUUCGCGGGGAUCGGUCUAGCCAUGUCGCAGAGCCUCACCACGUGCACUUGGGCUUUGGAUUUCUGGUACGGUGGUAGAUUGAUCGCUGGUGGUUACAUAACUGCUAAGGCUUUGUUCGAGACGUUCAUGAUUUUGGUUAGUACCGGUCGAGUCAUUGCUGACGCUGGAAGCAUGACCACGGAUUUAGCUAAAGGCUCCGACGCGGUCGGGUCGGUUUUCGCAGUGUUGGAUCGGUACACGUCGAUUGAUCCGGAGGAUCCGGAUGGGUACGAGGCGGAGAGAAUAACGGGUCGGGUCGGGUUUCUCAAUGUGGACUUCUCGUAUCCGACUAGACCGGAUGUGAUGAUAUUCAGAGAUUUCUCGAUUGAGAUUGAAGCCGGAAAGUCGACGGCGAUUGUUGGUCCAAGCGGGUCGGGUAAGUCAACGAUAAUCGGGUUGAUCGAACGGUUUUACGACCCGGUGAAAGGCGUUGUGAAAAUCGACGGUCGCGAUUUAAGAUCGUAUAAUCUGAGAUCGCUUCGUCAGCACAUAGCUUUGGUUAGCCAAGAGCCGACGUUGUUCGCCGGAACGAUCAGAGAGAACAUCGUAUACGGAAGAGCUUCUGAUAAAAUCGACGAGUCGGAGAUCAUCGAGGCGGCGAGGGCAGCGAACGCUCACGAUUUCAUCACGUCGUUAUCGGACGGUUACGACACGUGCUGCGGAGACAGAGGAGUACAGUUAUCCGGUGGGCAGAAACAGAGGAUCGCGAUCGCUCGUGCUGUUUUGAAGAACCCGUCCGUGUUGCUACUCGACGAAGCUACGAGCGCUUUAGACAGCCAAUCGGAGCGUGUGGUGCAAGACGCGCUCGAGCGCGUGAUGGUCGGGAGGACGAGCGUUGUGAUCGCGCAUAGGCUGAGCACGAUCCAGAACUGUGACGCGAUCGCUGUUCUAGACAAAGGGAAACUGGUUGAGCAUGGGACCCACUCGUCCUUGUUGGCAAAAGGUCACACAGGUGUUUACUUCUCAUUGGUUAGUCUCCAGAGAACUUCUUGUUAA
Messenger RNA from Microthlaspi erraticum, 3735 nucleotides. The record is from the annotation of a GenBank genome assembly. Lineage: Eukaryota; Viridiplantae; Streptophyta; Magnoliopsida; Brassicales; Brassicaceae.